This is a messenger RNA of Peniophora sp. CBMAI 1063, 849 nucleotides long. Lineage: Eukaryota; Fungi; Basidiomycota; Agaricomycetes; Russulales; Peniophoraceae. The record is from the annotation of a GenBank genome assembly.
AUGGCCCCUACCACGCGCUCAGCUCUUUCCCCUACCACGCCUCGAAAGGCUUACGAGCAGACGCCUCUCGCGGCCGCCGGAGGAAGGAAGACUCCGCACUGUGUGAUCUGCAAGAAGCCUCGCAAGGGCCACACGCGCGCGCGUUGCCCGGAUACACCACUUCAAGCGCACGACAUUGCUUCGCUCGAUGCUCGUCUUUGUGGAGCUAUGAGCUCCCUACGUAUCGACUCACCAGUGGAAUGCAUUCGCGCGUCCCAGACGGUCAUCACACCUCAUAAAUCGAAGGACACGUCCUACCAGACGACAACCAAGGAACAAGAACGCAUCCUGUCCAACGUCCGAGAACCCUCCCCAGAAAGAUCGUUCAUGGGCGAGAAUUUGAGCUUUCUGGCUGGACAACCAACAGAGUCUUGUGAUAGCGACGACACGCAGGACGACUUUCAGCCUACCGAGCCGUUGUCCCUCGCGCAGGGAUCCACUAUCCACACACCACCUUGGAUACACUCUACGAGCGUUGGCACGCGGGAGAGUUUCCUUUGCGGUCUUGAUCGCGUCGCGUCGCGUGCACCGGUCUCCAUAUACACCGUACCUGCAACAGAUGUAAAGCAGUGGCAGCUCUCUGCACGGGAAGGCGGAUUUCACGAGGCUACGGUCGUAAAGCGGAGUGGGAAGCGGGACGAUGUGAUGCUGGUCAUCUCUGCGGAUGAAUCGAUGGUCCGGGACGUGUGCAACAGCCUGGCGAAUGAUCGCUCCUCCUCGAGCCAAAGCGGUGGCAGCUAUGGGCUUGCACAGGCAGCUGGGGGAGCCGUGAUUGGCGCGGUGGCUGCCAUAGCUGGGUUGUCAAUAUGA